Cylicocyclus nassatus is the source of this 1488-nucleotide messenger RNA. NCBI's taxonomy places the organism in Eukaryota, Metazoa, Nematoda, Chromadorea, Rhabditida, Strongylidae. The record is from the annotation of a GenBank genome assembly.
CUCAUGUUGAAUUUGAAUAAAGUCACUCCAAUUCCUUGAUGAUUGUCACUUCUAUGCUGUGUUAUGGCUUGUUCAAGAAUAGAAGUAGUAGUGGUCGUGGCGCAGAACACAGAUGCCGUCUUGCGAAGACGAAGUGCUUAGCAUAGGGAAAAAGUUGGAUAAGAUUAUUGAUGGAUCGAAAUCGUCGGAAAAUGCUGCGGAACUGCUUGAGGUUUUGUCCAAACUACCAAUCACUAUCGAUAUCCUGACGAAAACUCGCAUUGGUAUGACCAUCAACGAUUUGAGGAAGAAGACUUCAGACGAGAAACUCGCAAAGAAAGCAAAAAGCCUCAUCAAAGAGUGGAAAAAUUUGGUGGAUAAAAGAGAGGACAAGAAGGAAAAGACACCGCGGCAUGAACCAUCCUCGUCAAAUCCAUCAUCGAAAAGUAAUGGCAAUGGUACAACGCCAAAUCAGCAUGCACCUAAACCUGCUGCACCUCCCGUGCCGACUCAGUCUUACUCCUCCAACUUCCCUCCGAAACAUCUGGAAAAAGAUGAGAUGAGAUUGAAGUCAGUACAAAUGAUUUUGAAUGCACUCAGAUACACAGAGCUUCCUGAUGGUACACAUGAUCCAGAGGAGAUUGCAGUACGAGUGGAAGAAAAGUUGUUCAGUGUACACAAAGGUACUGGUGACAAGUACAAAGCAGCGCUUCGCAGUCGUGUUUUUAACCUUAGAGAUAAGAAAAAUCCCGCACUGAGAGAGAAUGUUCUCACCGGUGUUGUGAAGCCGGAAAGAUUUGCCGUUAUGAGCAGCGAGGAAAUGGCUUCGGAUGAAGUACGAGAAAUGCGUGACAAAUUCAACAAGGCUGCAUUGUUGGAGCAUCAGAUGAGCGUGCAGCAAGGGACGCCGUCGGAUAUGUUCAAAUGUGGAAAAUGUGGAAAGAAGAAUUGCACGUACACACAACUACAAACGCGGUCGUCUGAUGAGCCUAUGACAACCUUCGUGUUCUGUCUAGAGUGUGGCAACCGCUGGAAGUUUUGCUAGAAAGUGGGAGUUUUGCGACAAAGUGUUAAUAUGCUCAGUAUUGUCCAAAUAUUCAGUCCUGGUGUACAUUUUGUGUCGCGAUGUGUUCUCUUUGAACAACACGUUAAUGCCCACUCUCUAAUUCUCCUUACUAAUCAUUCAUUAUAUGUAGAGAAUGCAGGUGAGGGGAAACAAGAGUGAGUGUUACUUGGAUGAAUUAUGUUGGAUGUGGUAUCACUGAAUGUACAUUAGUAGUCUUCACUGCACGGACUGUCGUUUCAAAUAAUAGUAGUUUAGUACGCAAGUGCGUUACUGGGUAAUUUAUUGUUUUGUUCACUUUGUUUACUUCUUCUCUUUACGUUUCGCACUUGUUGAAUUGUGUGAAAGAUGUUACCUGAUUGUACUUUUCGGCUAGUUUCUACCCAAUGGAUUAAUAACUGUACUUCUUUGAAGAUGUUAUCCUCAAACUGGACCUGGACCAUUUU